UCUAAAUCAUGCCGCCCUAAUUCCGAUCACACUUGAAUCAGCCAAGUCUCCUCCAACCCAAUCACUAUGCAAUCCCUCCUCCGAUGGAGCGUAGAAAACUCUACCCCAAGCACCGGCCCCCCACCCACAACAACUACCAAUAAGCUCGAUCCCGGAAUCAUCGAUCACAUCCUCGGUAAACCAGACGCCCAACUCAUGAGAGAAGCUCUCAUAAUAGGUGUCGAUGAACGGCAGACUGAAGAUGAUAGAUUGCAGGCGCUUGAUGAUCUCGAGAUGCUAGUUCAGAAUAUCGAUAAUGCAAAUGACCUGGAGAAACUAGGGCUAUGGCAACCCCUACACAACCUCCUCCUAGCAUCCGAUACAACAGACACCCUCAAAAUGCAAACGCUUUGGAUUAUCGGAACCGCGCUACAAAACAACCCAGCUGCUCAACUCGCCUAUCUCGACCUCGACCCUCUCCCUACACUGCUCAAAUCCCUCUCCCCCACAUCCAAUUCCGCUGAGACUCGCUCACGAGCCCUAUAUGCGCUUUCGGGGCUAUUGAAACUGAACGCUGCUGCUGUGCAACAGAUGGGUGCGGUGGGUGGAUGGAACGCGUUGAGGAUAUGUUUAGAAGACUCAGAAAUUCGCGUCCGCAGAAAAACAACGUUUCUACUCAACACACUCCUCCUCCCAACAUCCUCCUCACAGGUUAACCUCCAGCCAAACAUAAACCUCCCCACCUCAGAAACCGCACCGCCCCAAAUCCACGCAAAUUCCCAUGCUUCGAUGCUCUCUGAUCCGUCGUCCGUCUCAACGUCUGCUCUCACGCUCGCUGCAAUUCAAAAGGAGGGAGAGGAGGGAUCCUUGUCUUUGCUCGAUGCGUUGAUAUCAGCCUUGAUCGAACCUGUCCCGUUCGGUGUUGAUGGUGAGGUGGAAAAGGAUGAGGAAUUUCAGGAGAAUGUUGUUAGGAUUUUAUAUACAUUCGCAACAAGCUGCAACGGUGCUUUCUCAGAUGUGCAGAAACGCAGUCUUUCGGGGUUCUUAGGAGGGAUUACUACGACGCAAGGAGAGGAGUCGAACUUUGGGUUGACGAAUGGGGAGUGGGAGGAGUUGAGUGGGGCUGUGAGGUCGUAGUGCGAUUCGGUAGAGGAUGCGACGAAAUAGCAUUUGAUUUGAUUUGAUUUGUUUUAACACCACACCACACUAAUGUUGAUGAAUCCUGAUAUUAGAUGAUCGUUCGUUUGUGAUAACACCAUUUUCGUAUUUA
Suillus subalutaceus is the source of this 1249-nucleotide messenger RNA. RefSeq names its product nucleotide exchange factors-like protein. The transcript has 6 exons. The record is from RefSeq and is a predicted model, not a curated record. The coding region runs from base 67 to 1116 and encodes 349 amino acids. Lineage: Eukaryota; Fungi; Basidiomycota; Agaricomycetes; Boletales; Suillaceae.